Molecule: messenger RNA, 5140 nt
Organism: Bufo gargarizans (Asiatic toad)
Lineage: Eukaryota; Metazoa; Chordata; Amphibia; Anura; Bufonidae
Exons: 16
Coding region: 173-3388 (1071 amino acids)
Biological process (GO): regulation of apoptotic process
Molecular function (GO): zinc ion binding
Source: RefSeq, a predicted model, not a curated record
GUUACAUUCACUUUCACUUUCCCUGGAAUUUCCUCUCUUCUUCAGAUAAGUGAGGAGGAGGGACAGAGUCCUGUAACAGGAGACAGAGCCGAGAGAGGAGAAGACAUUUAUUCUACUUCUUACAGAGGAAGAAGGGAAGCAACACCAGAAACCACCCAACCCUAUUUUAAGAAUGGGGCUGACGUUACAGGAGGUCCUGAUAAGGACUCUGAAGAAGCUGGAGGAGUCAAGUUUCCAGAGAUUCAUAAAGAAUCUGAGUGUCUGGGAAGCCAGAGAAGAAUAUGAAUAUGGAAAUAUUCCAAAAAAUGAACUGACUGGAAAAAAUCCAGAACACAUCGCUGGUCUGAUCAAUACAUAUUACAAUUAUGCCUAUGGGGCUGAGGUGACCCUAGCUAUUCUGGAGGACAUAGAUGAGAAGAAGGUCCGGGAAGAGCUCCAGCAGGACCUAAAGGAAGUGGACAUUCUAGGACAAGGACUUGGAACCAGAAUGUUUACAGACAGGGUAAACUUUAUAUACUAUGACACAUUAGGUCUUAUGAUGGCGCUAAUUGAUACAAGUUCAGUUCUACAUGAUCUCCGGGACCAGGAUCUACUGACUCAGAAUCAGUUCAAUGAUGUGGUGGAAAAGGAGACAUGUAAAGAUCUGUAUGAUAUUAUCAGAACCUGGGAGGACACUGAGAAGUAUAUGGCUUAUACAGUUCUUAAAAAAUAUCAUGAUGAACUCUGCAACUUGGGAUCGCAGGGCUGGAGUGCAAACGACUGGAUAUAUUCCAGUGGUGUACAUCACUUUCUGGUCAGACACACAAAUGACCUGAUUUGUAUUAUAAAGGAAGUAAAUCCGGUUGUAGAGGACCUCCGAUCCAAUCAUCUACUGGCUGAAAAUCAGUAUGCAGAUUUACAAGCGAUGACCACACCUGAAGAACAGAUGAGACUUCUAUGUUCUAUUGUCCAGCAUCAGUUAGAUAAAGUAAAGGAUCAAUUCUACAUUUCUCUCUGGAGAUACAACUACACAGCCAUCACUGACUUGGAAAAAUCUACAAAAUCUACAACUUCAUCAUUGAGCAGCAACCCAUGGUCAAACACAGCCUUAAGCAACGAUCUACAGGACGGCACAGGAUCUUCAGAAUUAUUCCAUUCAGCUGGUGAUCCUGCGAGAAAUAAGAAGGAGCUGACUCAGGAUAUACACUAUAUUCCUCCAUCUAUGGGAGCCUCAUUAACAUUAGGAGAACCCGGUAACCCAACUAGGUUUCUGGAAAGGCACCGUUUGGAUCUGAUCAGUAGGGUGAUCAUGGUAGAUCCAACUCUAGAUGAUCUCUAUGAACAAGGUUUGCUAGGAGACAAGCAGUAUGAUCUUUUGCGACGUGAACCUUCCAUCAGAAAGAAGAUGACCGAGCUCCUGGACAUUGCGAAAGACUGGGAGGAGAACUCCAAUAAGAAGCUCUAUACAUCUCUGCGCGCAUGCAACCGCUCUGUAAUUAAGGAUCUUAAGAGAGCGGAUAGGCAGAUGAUUACAGGAUCAAACUUAUCCUCUUCAGGUAUUUGGUCUGGAAGUCACUCAAAAAGAUCAACUUUUGCCAGAAAUGACAACUUAAAAUACAAGGAAGCACGAGAAUAUGUACAGUCUGAAACUCAAAACUGUUCACCGGAUGAUGACUACUUGGAUUUCGGAGGAAGAGAUGUACAGUCUGAAACUCAAAACUGUUCACCGGAUAAUGACUACUUGGAUUUCGGAGGAAGAGAUACACAGUCUGACCCUCAUGAAAAUUAUGAUCUCUUCAGAAGUGAGGAUUCUGAUUUCGCCUUGAAUCCAUAUCAAAAAGAACGUAAGCAUUUUGUUGAUGAGCACUGCUGGGAUCUAAUUCGAAGGAUAAUCAUGGUGGAUCCAGUUCUAGACGAUCUCCAGGAACAAAAUCUUGUAACGCAGGAACAGUACGAUGCCUUAAUGAAAUUGAAAACUCCCCAAAAGAAGAUGAUAGAUCUAUAUGAUAUUGUGAGGUUCUGGACAAACCUGAAAAAGGACAAGGUUUAUCUGGCUCUGAGACAACACAACCCAGCAUUCAUCCGAGUGCUAGAGAAAUCUGACCAAAUGCUGAAAUCGCGUAACAGAAAUAAGGGGUCCUACUAUAUGAAGCUCACCCUUGACUUGGAGACAGGUUCUUCUGCUGGAGAACAUUUUCUGGACAAGAAUAAAUCAGGACUGAUAAAUGUAAUGAGCACAGUGGAUCCAGUGGUGGAGGACCUCAGAGAAGAAGGCCUGCUGACAGAAGAACAGUAUCACAAUAUUCUACUGAAAGAAACUUCUAAAGAGAAGAUGGCAGAGAUCUAUAAUAUCACUGAUAGCUUUGAUAAUGUAAAGAAGGAUAAAGUGUAUUUAGCUCUCAGGACACACAACCGCUCACACAUCAGAGUUAUGGAGAGAAUUAGCAAGCCAUCACUGUCUGUGUCUGAAAACUCAGGUGAUGCAGUAAAAUAUAUCGAUCUUGGGCCUGAGGAAAAGGACGAUCACACAGUUUGGAAGGUUCCUGGGUCUAUUAUAUUCACCAUAAUCUGUUGCAUCUGCAAGGAGAUGUACAAAACUCCUGUAACAUUGAUCUGUGGCCAUAACUACUGCCUGGAAUGUAUUGAUAAGACCUGGAACAAUCAGGAUAGUGAUGAUACGUCCUGUCCCAUCUGCAGAAGAAGGUUUAAGAACAGGCCUGAACUCAACAAGAACCUGGUUCUCUGUCAAAUAGCAGAAUUUUGUCAAUCAUCAAAGUCAGACAAGAAGACACAUGAGUAUUGUACAUAUUGUACUUCACCGUUGCCACGGCGUGCAGUUAAACAUUGCCUGUUAUGUGACGCUUUUCUCUGUGAAAACCAUUUAAAGGUCCAUAGCAAACAAGCAGAACACGUAUUGUUGGACCCCAGCGUAUCUCCAAAGAACAGAAAAUGCUCCAUCCAUAAAACAGUCCUUGAGUAUUACUGCAGUCAGGACUCUGCCUGUGUCUGUUCCCACUGCUGUAUAGUUGGUGAACAUAAAGGACACCAGGUGAUACCUAUUGGAGAAGCCAUGGAGAUAAAGAAAGACAAACUGAGGGACACUGAAGAAAAUCUAAAGCUCAAGAAGUUAGAGAUAGAGAAAAGUAUAAAGAUUUGCAUGCUAAAAGUUCUAGAAAAAGCACAUACUGCAUCAGAAACUGUUGAGGUUGAAGAGAUGAGGGAAAUCCUACAAUUAGUCCAGGGAGGUCUAUUCAUAGAAGGACAAGCUGAAUAUCUAGUUGAGGAUCUAAUUAGGCAGCUGGAAGUUAAAAGGUCUCAUUUGACCCAGUGUAUUGCCCACAUUGAAGAGCUGUGCUAUAACACUGACCCAUUCCAAGUCUUACAAGAUCAGGAGGACUAUAACCUGUAGUCCUUUGUGUAUGAGAGAUACAAGUUGCUGUAGUUGUGAGUUAUCCCCUCCCUUGUGCUUCUCAGCUGUGUCAGUCUCAUAGGAAUGAAUAGAGAAGCAACUGACUUUCUUUCCUGUGUCAGUUGGACAUCAGAGUGCUGAUCACAUGACACAGCUGAGGAUCAGAAGGGACAGGAUAUCUCACAGAUACAGUCACUGGUGAGAAGAUUACAUUCACUACAGUUUACAUGAUGCACCUUUCUAACAGAUCAGAGAAUACAAAUUUUUGUGGGAGUUCUUCUUUAAGUAUUUUUUGUUAGUAGAAAGGACUUUUCCCCCCAAAGUGAGAUGUAUGGUCUAGGUGCAUAGAGAUGAUUUUGUGAUAGCUCACACAGGUUUACUUUUAGUUUACUUAACACAUUUAUCAAAUAUAUGUAAUUUCAAAGCAUUUUUAGGAUACAUUUUUUAUGCCAUUUUUAUUUUGUGUCCUUUUGUAUAAGGAAUCUUUGAAAUUCUCUGGAGAAUCCUUCAGAAUGUUGAAAUUUGGUUCAUACUGAUUGUUAACCAUUUGAUUUAAAUAACAAUUACAGUAACUAACAAUAACUUAAAAAUCAAUUGAUAACCCAAAAUUUUCUAAAUGAAAAAUAAAACUUGCCUCUCGAAAGAAGCCCACUUAUAGAUACAUAAUGCCACAAACGUACCUGUCUGCGGUCCAGCGGUAAGAUCUUCGGAGCGGCUGCGCCGGAUGAGACAUGCUGCUGAGCCAUGCCCCCUGGUGAUGCGGCAGCGUCAUUAGCAACUGGACACAAUGUUUUCUCCGCACAGCUGGCGUGUGCUGGAGGAGACUAGCAGUGGGCUAUUGUUCAGCUGAUCUCUCCUGUAUGCUGGAUGGAGCACUGAGUCAUGGACCUAUCAGGUUCUGAUCCAGGGACUCGGUGCUUUAUUUAAGACCCUCAUGGCAAUACACCCUGGCCAGUUAUAGGUUUUCCCUUGCUGUGCUCCAGUUGCUAUUUUGCUGUUUGGAUUGUUGCUAUUGGAUUUGACUUCGGCUUGACUUAGACCCUCUGUGAUUUGGUACUAUAUUUGUAGUGUCCCACUACGUAAAUGUGGGCACUACGCAAGGGUCACUUGGGUCACCUUGUUCCCUUUAGUGGAACAUGGUCAUGGUAUUUUGUAUUGCAUUUUAAUGUAUGUUGUCAUGUUAUCUCCUGUGUACCAGGCCUGUUAGGGGUGUAGUUCCUCCUCCUAGGCAGUAGAGAGAGCUAGGGAACCCCCUAGUAUAUAUAGACAGGUCCAGUCCAGGGAGAGGCAGAGUGUGUAGUUAGAAGCCAGUGUGCACUAGAUAGAGUUCAGCUGAAGUUCAGCUUCUACCAUGCAGCUAGAUAGCCCAGGUUUCUAGCUUGCACCCAGGAGAAGAGGUUGCCUCCUGAAGAUAUCUAGCAUCUUGUGAAGUACAGAGCAGAGACAAUUUUAUCCAGCCAAGUAGAAAGCUGAAGGGCAGAAGGAUAUUUACAGCAAGAGGAUUUAUACCAGAGUAAGGUUUCCCUAUCCAAGGAUAAAGCCAGCAAUAGGGCAUACGGGCCUUGGAGAAAGCCAGACAGGAUCUGAAGAAAGUACAGCCUGAUCUGUGAGUGUUUAUUCCCUCUGUGUAUCUUGCAAGGACUUUGCCUGCCAUUUAUGUGAAGCCUGCCUGUUAUCAAGACCCUGCAUUUGGAACUAACUGAAACCUGUAUAUAGUUGAACUGUUCAGUAAAAAUAAGUUCUGGUUCACUA